AUUAUCGAUAUUUCGUAACGAAAAUGUGGCUCCAUUGGUCCCUGCUCGUGAUCUCGGUGGCUUCGGCCUCAGUUCUACAAAUCGAUCAGAAUCUUAAAAAUAUUAAAUUAAUUGAAAGUAAAUUCAUACCGGACGUGAAUGUUUUGCCAGCCGAUCAAACCAUAAAUAUUAACGAUGAAAAUUGGCAACAGGUGCGACGCUUUAUGGAGGAUGGUCUGCCCGUGUUGGAGAUAUAUGGCUAUAAGCCACAGAGGGAUAUACCAUUCACUUUAAUUAUACCCAAAAUUGAUGUACGCACCAUUGAGAAGCCACGCCUCAAGGAGUUUAUGCUCGAGCAUAUGGUACCGGGUCGUGCAUUCGACAAUUAUGCCGAUGAAGAUUCAACAACUGCAGCGUCAUCAUCCGCAUCGUCAUACGGCAAUGGUAAUGGCCAUAAGAUUGUCUUUCGUAAAUUGGAAAAAUCACCAAACAAUGUGGUGUGGCUGUUGAAUGGCUUCCAGAUAUUGCAUCGUGUCCGCAUCAAUGAUAAUUUAAUUGCCCUGGCCAUUGAUGGUUAUUUGGGCGAUCGAAAAUCACCGUAUUCGAAGCGGAACAUACAGGAGGGCAGUAAUAGCCGUUACAAUGAACCACAACGUUUGGAGAUGCGCAACUCCACAGGCAACAUUGCACACACAAAGAACGAACCGAUCCUUAAGGAGUCAAAGGCCAGUCCUCUAAUGUCAUUUCUUGGCAGCAUGAAAAGUGGCACAAAAGUUUUCCAGCAUUUCCUUUCGAAAAGUAAUCUGACACAAAUAAUGGACGAUGGCUCGUUUACAAUUCUCAUACCCACCGACAAUGCCUUUCAACGUUGGCAUCCCAUCGAUUGGGGCUUCUAUCCAUUUAGUGUACAGGAGUUUACGGAAAGUGUGCUGCGCAAUCAUUUCUUGCCCACCCAAAGGCCGUUGCGUAUGGCCGAUGUAAAGAAUAUGGAUCAGAUGGCGGUACGCACAAUGGGCGGUGAGAGUGUGGUGUUUAGGGGACAACCUGCACCCAAUGUCAACAAUGUUUCCAUAAUGUCCGAUUACACUCUGUCCAAUGGCAAUCAAGUGUUUAUCAUAUCCGAAGUUUUGUUUGUCUCCGAGGCUGUUGUCUCCAAACUGCAUCAGAUGCACAAGGACAAAGAGACCCCACCGCUGUUGGCCUUCCCAUGGUUUGGUGCCCAGUUUUUAUCACAUUCCUUUUUGGCUUUGGAACGAGAUCCCAGAUUUACACAAAUCACAAGGUUUUUAAACAAUGCUGAAAUUGCACCACAUGUAUCCGGUGCCAAUUACACAUUCUUUGUUCCAGACGAUAAAGCCUUCGAGAGAUUGGGCUUUGAUAAGCUGAGUGAUGAUGUUAUGGCAUCACAACGAGGUGUCAAAAUGCUAUUGAAUCACUUUGUCAAAGGACGUUUGUACAAUCGUGAUCUAAAGGAUAACGAAGUGUUCGAGACGAUAGGUGGUGGUCACAUUAAAAUUACCCGAAAUCCCGGUAGCAAUGCAACGAGUGUUAAUAAUGCCAAAAUAAUCGAAAGUGAAGUGUUCGUUUAUAAUUUGGGCACAAUGUUCUAUAUCGACGAUAUCCUCUAUUCACAUUUGCUGCGCGAAUAUGUCAUCAAACACAAGUCACGGACAAAUUAUGCCGGUGGCAAUAAUGGACGUUCAUCUACACUGGGCACACCCACCGAUGUUGAAAUUGUACCCAAUGAAUUUGAACAGAGUGGCGGUAAUGGUGGCGGUGGAGGAGGUGGCGGCGGUGGUGAUUAUUCCAUACACGAUGAAGAUUUUGAUGAUGAAAUUAUAACGCCCAAGGCGCUUCCCGUCCAAUUUUAUGAAUUACCCAAAUAAAUGCAGGAGCA
This is a messenger RNA of Musca vetustissima, 1876 nucleotides long. RefSeq lists its product as uncharacterized. Gene Ontology annotation, cellular component: extracellular matrix. Gene Ontology annotation, molecular function: cell adhesion molecule binding. Bases 24 to 1865 code for a protein of 613 amino acids. The transcript has 7 exons. The record is from RefSeq and is a predicted model, not a curated record. Gene Ontology annotation, biological process: extracellular matrix organization; cell adhesion. Lineage: Eukaryota; Metazoa; Arthropoda; Insecta; Diptera; Muscidae.